ACCCUUUAAAAAUAUUAUAAUAUUCAUUUCACGUGGGAAGAGAUUUAAAUGAAUAUUAAUUAGCGAAUAAAUCUGGCAAAAGCCUGUGAAUGCUAUGGCCACUCCAAUAGAAAAAAGGCAAAGAAAAAACAGUAAAAAAAGGUGACAUCAUUCAUUCAUUCAUUCGUAUCGUACCUUCCGAUUUGAUUCGAGUCAACUCCAAUGGAGUCUCGUCUCCUCCGAACCCCAGAUGCCUCUCCUCGCCUAUAUAAAAACCCACCACCCCAGAACCUUCUCCGCCUUGAAGUACCUCCACUCGUUCCUCUCCUCAAUUAUGGAAAACCCCACCGCCGGCGACGAUCCACCGGCACCGCCGCCGUUCGAUCCCUCAAUACCCGCCGUUCCUAUCUCGUACCCACUCCAGACGCUCGAGCAAUUGGAGUCCCGCGCCUACUUCAACUCGUUUCACUACCCGUUCAAUCAAUCCCCGGUGAAGCUUCCACACGCCGCCGCCGGCGGCGACGGCGGCGGCGUUGACCUGCCGCAGCGGCCGCGGAUUCUGGUCUGCCACGACAUGGCGGGAGGGUACACGGAUGAUAAAUUUGUGCAGGGAGGGACGAACGGCGAUGCGUAUGCGAUAUGGCACUGGUAUUUGAUUGAUGUUUUCGUCUACUUUUCGCAUAAUCUGGUGACUCUGCCGCCGCCGUGCUGGACUAAUACCGCCCAUAGACACGGUGUUAAGGUAUUAGGAACUUUCAUCAUGGAGUGGGAUGAAGGGAAAAAACGUGCUGAUGAAUUGCUGACCACAAAGGAGUCCGCUGAAAUGUACGCCGAGCGGCUAGCGGAGCUUGCUGUUGCUCUAGGUUUCGAUGGUUGGCUGAUCAACAUGGAAGUGAAUUUGGAUGUUGGACAAAUCCCUAAUCUGAAAGCAUUUGUUGGCCAUUUAAGCGAGACCAUGCACUCGAAACUACCUGGAUCUUUGGUUAUAUGGUACGACAGUGUUACUGUCGACGGUGAUCUUAGCUGGCAGAAUCAAUUAAAUGACAAAAACAAGACUUUCUUUGACCUUUGCGAUGGUAUAUUUGUGAACUACUCGUGGGAGGAAAAUUUUCCUAAGCUAUCAGCUGAUGUUGCUGCUGAUAGAAAAUUUGACGUUUACAUGGGCAUUGAUGUGUUCGGAAGGGGCACUUAUGGCGAUGGAGAAUGGACAACAAAUGUUGCCCUUGAUGUGAUAAAGAAAAACGAUGUUUCAGCAGCCAUAUUUGCACCUGGAUGGGUCUAUGAAACUAAACAACCACCCGACUUCCAAACUGCUCAAAAUCGAUGGUGGGGACUUGUCGAAAAAUCAUGGGGAAUUGUACAGAACUAUCCCAAAGCACUUCCGUUCUACUCAGAUUUCGAUCAGGGUCACGGUUUCCACAUAUACAGCAAUGGAAAUCAAGUCUCUCAAACUUCUUGGAACAACCUUUCAUCCCAAAGCUUUCAGCCUUGUAUAGAAUACUCCGGAGACUCUACCACUCAGCCAAUCCAAGUUUCCAUCGAUUUGAAGGGAGCAUCUUUCAAUGGAGGAGGAAACAUCACAUUUACAGGAAAUCUCGAUAACGGUGCUGAAUUUACAGCAAGGCUCUUUCGAGGGGAGCUUCUUUUGAGUAACUCAUCAAUUCACUUUAAAUAUUCCGUUAAAUCAAGUGGGAACUCUCUGUUAGGUCUUGCGCUCGAGUUCUCUUCGCCCACAAAAGAAACAAAGGCAGUUUUUCUCGCUGCCUCUGGAAAUAACUUGCUAACAAUGAACCAGUUCUCGAGAUACUACACCAAUGUGAUAAUGCCACGUGGCGUAACAAAAGAGGGUGAAGAAUCUGGGUGGGUCCUACAAGAAAGCAGCAUCGAAAUGUCUGGACACACGUUGAAAGAAAUUCGAGCUGUGUGCUACAAAUUGAAGCUGGAGAAAUCUCCCGCAGUUGCGGCUGAUAAAACCCCUUUUCGUGGUCCCUCAGAGUACAAUGCAGUGCUUGGAGAUAUUAAGAUUUUUAGUGGCGGGGAUAAUUCGAAUUUCCCGCCAUCUGAUUCAUGGCUCGUUGGGGGUGAAUUCGUCAGUUGGAGUUUGGAUUCGAAAGGGUCGAAAAAACUGAGUGUCAAAAUUGUUUGGCAACUCAAGAUUGGGGAUGGUGAUAUUUUUCCGAAGUACAAUGUGUACGUGGACAAGGUUACUAGUUCGUCGUCCGAAAAUCAAGAUAGCGAGUUUAUUGGUGAGGCGGUAGUAAAAACGUUCUACGUUUCUGACCUGGAAGUUCCUUCCGGAACUUCCGGUCUGAAAUUUCAGAUACAAGUGUGUGGUCCUGAUGGGGAUCGCCAGAAGCUCGAAGAAUCGCCUUUCUUUCUAGUGAAAGUUGAGGGUUCGUAAUUAUUAUUAUUACAUCUUAUUAAUUAUUCUGUCAAAUUCAUUGUUAUAUUUGUAUUUAUUUUUUAAAUGUUGUGAGAAUUUGUACUAUGACAGUGUGUUCUUAGUUAAACAAAAGCCAUUGAUGAGAAGCAAUUGAGUACUUAUUAGUUAUUACA
Molecule: messenger RNA, 2535 nt
Organism: Erythranthe guttata (spotted monkey flower)
Lineage: Eukaryota; Viridiplantae; Streptophyta; Magnoliopsida; Lamiales; Phrymaceae
Gene: ENGASE85A
Product: Glycosyl hydrolase family 85
Biological process (GO): protein deglycosylation
Cellular component (GO): cytoplasm
Molecular function (GO): mannosyl-glycoprotein endo-beta-N-acetylglucosaminidase activity
Source: RefSeq, a predicted model, not a curated record